Xiphias gladius (swordfish) is the source of this 7938-nucleotide messenger RNA. It is a transcript of the gene plekhf2, whose product is annotated as pleckstrin homology domain containing, family F (with FYVE domain) member 2. NCBI's taxonomy places the organism in Eukaryota, Metazoa, Chordata, Actinopteri, Istiophoriformes, Xiphiidae. The transcript has 2 exons. Gene Ontology annotation, molecular function: phosphatidylinositol binding; metal ion binding. The coding region runs from base 171 to 911 and encodes 246 amino acids. The record is from RefSeq and is a predicted model, not a curated record.
GCUGCCAUGUUGUUGUUUUAUUUUCGGGGCAGCGGCAGAGUUUCCAGCUGCUGUCGGUGUCCACGGACACAGCGGGCACUUUCUGAGGGGGAGGCACGGCUUUACUGACUCUAUCUGGAAUACAACUCAGCUUCAAGUCACCGUAAAAGUUGCCGUCGGGUGAGGUGAAGAUGGUGGACCGGCUUGCAAACAGCGAGGCCAACUCCAAGCGGAUCGCGGUGGUGGAGAGCUGCUUUGGCGCUGCGGGUCAGCCCCUGGCCAUCCCCGGACGCGUGCUGAUUGGCGAGGGCGUCCUCACCAAGCUCUGCCGCAAGAAGCCCAAGGCGCGGCAGUUCUUCCUCUUCAACGACAUCCUGGUCUACGGCAACAUCGUCAUCCAGAAGAAGAAAUACAACAAGCAGCACAUCAUCCCUCUGGAAAGCGUCACCAUCGACACAGUGCCGGACGAGGGCGACCUGCGCAACGGCUGGCUCAUCAAGACGCCCACCAAGUCCUUCGCCGUCUACGCCGCCACCGCCACUGAGAAGUCAGAGUGGAUGAACCACAUAGAGAAAUGUGUGGGAGACUUGCUACAGAAAAGCGGCAAGGCUCCCACCGGAGAGCAUGCCGCCGUCUGGGUGCCCGACUCGGAGGCGGCGGUGUGCAUGCGCUGCCAGAAAGUGAAGUUCACACCCGUCAGCCGCCGCCACCACUGCAGGAAGUGCGGCUUUGUGGUUUGCGGGCCGUGCUCUGAGAAGAAGUACCUCCUGCCCAGCCAGUCGUCCAAACCCGUCAGAGUCUGCGAGUACUGCUAUGUGCAGCUGACGUCGGGAAGCCUCGCGCCGCGGUCAGACUCCAUCAGCCGGCCGGGGUCAAAGUUCAACAGCAACAACCUGUCGGACGACGAGGACGAAGACGACAGCAGUGACUGAGGAACGCACCAUCCUCCCGAUGGCCUGUCCCCUCCCCUCGUCGAGGAAGAAGUGCUCUGCUGAUUUUUCUUUUUGUUUCUUUCUCCUCCCCGAUCGUCGGAUCAUGCUCCAUGCAACCGUGAGAUGAAUUCCACCCCUGAGGAUUAAUUCACCAGUUCGCUCUGGAGUUUCAGUCUCAUCUACAAACCAAAUAGUUUUAUUUUUUUUCCUCUAAUUCCAGCAGGGAUAAAUAUUUUCCUGAACAUCGGUUCAUUAAUCAGUGAGAUGUGGAAUUAACCGGGUGACCAGCAGAACUGUGAGGGAAAAAGUCUGACUGCUCGUCGCUUCCACUCUGCUCAGUCCGCCCUUCUCUCUUGACUCUUAAUUAGGCUGCAGUUAGUCACUACAGGACACAAUGGUGCUAAUGAGAAACUUCUCCUCCCCUCUGUCCUCCUCUUAAAUUAAUUUCAUCCUUGAGGAUUUUUUGCGGAAGACUCGUUUUCUCUCCCUUUUUUAAAAAUUUUCUGUCCAUGAACUACACAAGGUGACUGCUUGUAAUUUCUGCAGGGAAUAGCAAAUGUUUGGGCUCUAACCUUUAUCUCCUCUAUCCUUCAGGUAUUUUACCAAACAGGGCUUUUUUGUAACAGGAGUUUGGUAUUUUUCUCUCCAGCAAAACGUUCAGCUGAAGCAAAGAUCCCUUUUAUAGAUAACAGAAUGUUCAGAGCUUUUCUAGUUGACAUAAUGUAGUUGCUUCUGACAAAUCAGCUAAAGCUUCUCUCUCAGUGAGUGUGUUUGUGUCUGCUAACACUCCUCUGUUUGUUUUCUCAGCAGCUGCCCCCAAAAAAUAACUCUACCUUUUGCCUAUAUGGUCACGUAGUGCCUUUAUAGAAGAAAAUUGAGCUCAACCUUCAGUCAGAAAAGGGUUGUUUGUUAAUGAAUCCAGGCUGCAAAAACCGGGAUUUCAUGUUAGGGUGACACUGAAACACAUUACACAGGAUGGAGUCGUUUGGUUUUGUGCAUGUGUGCUGCUAGCAGAAGGGUAGGGAUAUUACCAACCAGCUGCCAGACGGGAAGUUCAAUUUGGACUUAUUCUCAAAAGUUUGUCUUCUACCAGAAACUUGAAUCCAGAGAAUAGACUUUAACCAGCCAUCAGUCAUUGUUACUGAAAUGAGAAUGUGUUUGAGCAGGUAAAUAACCAGGUGUUGGUUUUGAGAUUGAGCUGCUAAAAGGUAUUUUUUUCCCACUACUGGAACUUCCAACAACCUGAACCUAGGUUUUAGUUCCUGUUUUGUGUUUCCGACAGACGUGUCAUUAACAAGACGUCAUUUUCAUACAGUGUUUGGUCGGUCGGUGAAGUUCAGUUGUUGGGGCUAGUAUCCGGCUUAACCAUAAGUACCGUUGAAUGGAUGAAGGGCUCCAUCCGCAGUGGGAGGUGGACAGAAUGCAUCAGAGACUGAACGAGACCAGCUUCGGACCAGCACCCCGGAGCCGGCUGAGUCCUUCCGGACAGGUCGGAGGCUGGUCUCGCUCUCUGCCUGCUUCAUAGUGUCAAAUCACCCUGUCUUCUGGUCCUCUCCGGAGUCCAAAGACAGGGAGGUGACGGAGAAGGUGCAGAAAACAUUCUGUGACUCCAAAUCACAAAAUCCGGUUUAUUCAAAAAGACACGUUUGGCUCCACGUUUGAUAGGCUGACAGGCUCUAUCAUGGCAGGUGUGGCACCCAAAUACCAACGCUACAAAGGCAUUACUAGAAAAUGUAAUGAAAUGGGUAAGGUACAGCCCAACACUGUGUAAACAGUCUACAGCCCAGUUUAUAUGGUCACAGCAGAAUAUCACCUUUAUUUUUUUAUUUUUAUUUUUUAUUUUUAGCUUUUCUGCAGAGGUUUAGACUUGUUCAGAGGCUGUGUGACCUGAGAGAUGCAUGGAAGAGUUGAGUUUUGUUUUAGAGUCUUAAUUUUAUUUUAGCGGGGGGAAAAAAAAAAAAGAAAAACUGAUCAGGAACAUGAUAUAAAUAGGUUCUGUCACAGUUGAUUGAUACCUCCAGUGAAUGAAUGGAAUGUAAUGAAACGCAAUAAUGAGUCAUCAAUAAUCAGUCUAAGUGUUAGGACCUGCUUUGUGUUUUCUUUUGCAAUCACAAGAUUGUGUGUUGCAUCAUAGUCUGUGUAGUUCUUCCUCAUUCAGUUGUUAAGGUGUUUUGCAUUUACUGGAAUGAAACAGUCAGGAAAUCGGUGUGUAGUCCUCCUGUCAGUGCCACCCCCCCCGAACUCUGCUCCUCCUGGACGGUGGAGUUGAUGAACCGCACUGGAACGUUUGAGACUCUCUGCCAACACAAGCUAACAUGGCCAUCCCUCCCUCCAUCCUUCCUGGUGUCCUUUCAUCCCUCCUUCCCUUACAGCACCAUAACUUUCCUGUGAAAAGCACAGUCUACUGACCAUGUGACAUUUGUGUGUGUGACCCAGAUCAUGUGAUCAGACACCGAAGAAGGAAUUGAAAAAGGCUGCAUGGGGAAAUUCUGACAAGGUACCUGCUGCAGCUUGCAGAGGAUUCGGGUUCGCUUUCUCUCGCAGAUGUUCGUGUCGUCCAUUUCUCUUCCCAGCGACUCCCCUGAAGAGUUUGGUUCCUUUUUAAACGGGCGAUAUUUAACAGAACUGCAAGCGGCAGUGACUCAUCCCAGACUCAGAAAAAAGAAGUGAAAAACACCUAGUAGAUUAUUGCUAAUAAAUUAGAAAUGAAUUUAGUUUUGGUUUCAAGUUCUUGUGUUUGUGUGAUAUCACCCUAUUCUGCCCAUUUUUUUUUUUUUUUUUGGGAUAUAAAUGCAUUUCUUAAAAAUUCCCCCAUGGUCACUUAGACGUCUUCACAGGUCCAUUCAGUUUCUGGUAUCUGAGGCCAGGCCCAGGACUUGGAUGCCACUGGGAUUGUCAGCCAGAGUCCAGAUUGUAUUCAGUCUAAUCGGUUCAAGAAGGGUCCCGUUGUAUCUCUGCAUUUCCAGGGUCAAGAACUAAAGGGCAACGCGAACUAGCGGCGUCUUGACUUGCAUCGUCGUGGGUUGAUACACGUCGGUAUCCCGUGUUUUUCCAGGGAGAUGAAGAGUGUGAACUCUGAUCAUAGCUGCCCGCGUAGGUGUACUGGCUCUGUUUGGGGUUUGACCCCAUUCUGGACCAGGUCUGACUUUCCUCGGGUGCCUUUCAGAGCCGGUCUCUCUUUAUUUGGAGAACUGAUGACUUAUGGUUUUGGAUAGGGUCUCCACAGAGCUGUUUUGUACUGGGUACAGAAUUUUGGCACCUGUGAAGACUUCUAUUGGUCUUUGUUAUUUUACAGGCUUUCUUACUUCAGACCAGUUAAUUGAUGUGGUGCCUGAAGGGAUUUAGAUGUCGGUUUGUGGAACGAAACCCUUCGGAGGAGCAGUUUGGUGGAAACGGGAAACUGUGGAAAAACGCGCUGCAUCUGUGCCUGAGAUUAAGCAGGGAAAAAAUGUGGCUGCAGUUGCAUCUUAAAGAAUAUGAACAGCUCGGCCUCUGGCAAGCUGCAGUUGCAGCUACUACUUGGGAUGAGUGUUACAGUGUUGUCUUCAAACACUCAGCGUCAUCUUUCUACACAGUCAGUUAUUGGCAUUUUUGACAAGGUUAUAGCGGCAAGCAACUCUCAGAGCAGCGGAACAGGGAGAAGAAAGGGAUCAUUUUCUUUUUAUGUCUUGAUUUUAUAGAUUCGUGUUACUGUUAACGUUUAUGUUACUGCAAUAAAAAGCAACCUAAGUGAUUGGAGAGAUGAACACAGUAAUGAUCACUAACCAGCUGUCCUUUUAUACUCGCUGCGGCCGAGGUGCUGACGGAGGAGACGACUUCACCGUCGAAACUCAGAAGCACAAAGUCCGGCCUCAGGUUUGCUGUGGAUUGCACUUAACGUAGCUGUGGCAUGGACUCUGAUCCAGGAUGAGUUAUCGCCUCAUACUGUCAGAUCCACAGUGGCUCUGUUGGAUGUUUUAAAAUGAAUCUUCAUGUUGUUUCAGUCCUGUUGAUUUUUGUACAUUUGUACAGAUUUGUUGUGGGUUUUUGUGUUUUUUUUUUUUUUUUUUUUUUUUGGUUGUUGUACAGUUAUGAUCAGUUCUGAAAUGACGAUGUUUCAGGUCUCGCUGUGCCCUGCUCCUCCUCCUCCUCCUCCUCCAUUAGUCACAUCUGAGCAGCAUCUCCAACCCUUUCACACCAGCACGAUUUAAAAAAACAACAAAAAAACCUUUGUGUGCCAGUCGCAGCAUCAGGUUGAUUCCUGAGCUCGGCGGACACUGCUGACGUUUACCGCAUCUGUACUUUAAGCAUCCCUGUUCCUCAGGGAGGUCAGAGGUCAGCAGCAGCAGCAGCUGGAGGGGAUUCAGUGAUUUUUCUAGUGUCCUGGUCGAAGAUGUGUCAGCAGCAGGGUCGGAGGCUUGAACGCAGCUCCUCCUGUUGACAGCUUCAGCGUGUCUACGUGCGCUUCAGUAACCAGGUCACAGUCGACUUUCUCCAGCGAACUGAUCUCGUAAACGUAUAAAAGAGGAAACUGGGUUUACCCGGCUAAGUUUUUCCUGGAGAACGCUGGUUUCUUGCCCAUGUAUACAACUAACCAGGUUUCUGGUUGACUUUUUCCAUGUAUGCGUGUGCAGGACAAAGACUGCAGACGGGGAAAGCGUUAGAGCAGCUGAAUAAAUGAGACAUAAUCAGGCUACACGCAGUGAAGUGUUCUCACAUAAAAAACAACUCCAGUCUGAGUCUGAGUCUGAGUGAUACUGGCUCCAGGUAGCCUCUGGAAGGCUCAGUUUGUGGGUUUCCACUGCUGAACAUUGGACUGUUUUUCUAAUUCAGACACUUGUGUCCCGAGGAAGAAGCUCAGAGGCUCGGUCUGAAAACAUCGAACCCCCUCCAGAUGUUGGCUGGUAGACGAACGGAAACGAAACCUCACACAUCGGCAGUGUUUUGGUUUUUUUUGAUCUUCCAGACUGGUCACAACUGGUCUGCUUUGAAUGAUAUCGUCCAGCUGCUUGCUUGUUCACACUGCGAGCGACGUGUUUGACACGUGGCUCGCUUCUUUUUGAAAUCCCCCAAAUAACAAAAAAGGUGCUGAUAAGGUCCCGUUAAUAAAGAACGUGAAAAGAGAGGGAGAAACGAGGUUCCCGCUUCUCUCAGACCUCAGAGUCGAUGUAGUUCGACUUCUUCAAACAUCGGUUUGGACCUGUUUGGUUCUGUUUUGUUUAUUCGACCUUAACAAGCCUCUGCCGCGUUCAGUUGAUCCCUAUCGACUCAUUAAGUCUGAAAAUGAGCCCUUCAGCGUGCGACACCCCCCAGGUCCUUAUGCCGGCUGAUACUCGUGACCCCGUGGAGCGAUGAUAGGCCACCGCGGGCCGUGAAUAAUAGAAACCAAACGUAAACACUGUUGUUAAUCACACGUAGGCCGCUGCAUUCAUUUACGGCAGAAUGGUGAUAAUGGAAGCUCGGUGGUUGCGUGAAGCUGGAAUCGGUUCCCCGGACUAACCUGGUUCCAGUCCUCUGAACCGACACCCACGUCAGAUCUGGGUCAGAAAUCUGUGUCAGCGCGGCCGGAAUAAAUGAGUUGUGCUGAAUGAAUACGUCCAUGUAUGCAGGUUUCCAGUAGAGCAUUACCAGAACCGCCACAACGUCUGCUCUCCGCCCUGCUGUCUUUGUCGUGGUCCAGUCCCGGACUUCAUGGGGUCCUGUCAUCUCUCUGAGCCAGAGCCAGAGAAAUGGGGACAGAGAAGUGCGUGGAUGAGAUGUUUGCAGUCGCUACAGGUUGUUGUAAGUCGACCUACAGAAGUAAGUUUUAAAAGGACACGUUUCCUUGACUGACAUGACAAACACUAAGCUGACCGCUCCCAACAACCACCGCUGCAGCUUCUGUCGUCUGAACCCGACAGGACGGACGUGUCACGUGCUAACGACGGCUCGGAGUCGAAUAAUGCCUCUGCUGUCAUGGAAAACAUCUGAGCGUGAAAUGAUUUCGAACUAAAUAAAGUGGCGCCUCAGUCUGACAUCGAGCUUUCGUCCAACAGACGUGACACCUUGUCCUUUCAGAUGCAGUUUCCAGGUGAUUAAAUUUGGGCAUUUUCAAACUCAACAGGUUGACAGGGAUCACCCUAAACUAAAUCUGCAGCUAUCCAUUAUAUUCAUUGUCAGUUAAUCAGUUAAUCAGUCGACAGUCACCCAGAGGCAAAGGUGAUGCCUUCAAAUGUCUUGUCUUGUCUGAGCAACAGUCCAAAACCCAAACCAGAGAUAUUCAGUGUCCAGUGACAUAAAACGAGGAGAAGCCGAUAAAGACAGAAGCUAAAACUUGCGAAUGUUGCGUGUCUGUAGUUAGUCUCUUGAAGAGGUGUAAUUAUACACAUAUGAAAACGUGAAAAGAGAGAAAAGUAAAUGUUCUGCUGAGGAUCCGCCUGGGAUCAAAUCAUCUUUUUGGAGAAGUGUGCAAGCGUCACAUUUCAGUUAGUCUGUCAUCAAAAUAGUCCGUCGAUUGACUGACCAACGAACCGACUCACCGUGUCAGCUCGACCCUGAACGCAUGGUAAAAUUCCACGGGGGGGAAAAAACGAAGGAGCCGACCCACGUGGCCGCCGAAGGCCCCUGCCGCUCACAGUGUGAACACGCAGCAGCUGAGGUCCACAGGACUUGACUAAUCGCUCAUUUCCGAAGGCGAAUUGAAGAAGAGCUGCAGAUCCCGAGACUUAGGAGGAGGAAAACCGGAUUUUCCCGGUGAGAGACCCGUGAGGAGGUCACCUGGGACAGCUGACAGACAGACGGUUGUGUGGUUUGAGUUUGGUUUUGUUGUGCGAGCUGCUCACUCCUGUCUCAUGGAUUUUUCCUGUUCUCUCUCUGUAAGGCUCAUUGAUGGUGGCAGAUUUGGUGUUUUUUUGUUUGUCUGUUUUUUUUUGAUCAUUUUAAUUCUUUUUAAAAAGCUUCUAAAAAGGGCUUCAAUCAGAAUGUAACCCAGCAUAUCAAUGUUCAAUACUAAUUCCUUCAGAAAUCUUUAAGUUUAUAUUAUAUAUAAAUAAUGUAUUGCUUGAAGUCA